AUGACUUGCGAAGUGUUUGAGCUGAAGGAGCUGUUGCUCGAGCAUUAUCAAAUCCGCGAAGUCUUACGAUGUCUGCUCCACACCAUCAUGUUCCAUCGGGCACUGGGUCUCGUACGACCCAAGAGCAUCGACUCAGAGCUCUUCGAUAUCACCUAUGUGCAGUGCGGGGAUGCAGAGGUGGAGAGACAGAUAGAGGAGAAGAUUGGCCAGUUUAGUCUAUGGCUUGAAAAGAACCCCACAAAGAAGGGACAGAUCUGCCUUUCGUUCUUUGAGAAGCGUCGUCCAAUCACAAGCUCCAGCUCAUCAGCCACGUCAUCCGGUGAGCAAACCGCGUGGAUCAAGAAGAAUGCCGAAGCCUACCUCUACCUCCUCAACUCCGUCCAAGAUCAAUAUGCCAAGUCAUUACUCACGUGCGCGAGUCAUCCCGACAGUGCCAAGCGUGCAUGGGAGAGGCUCACACGACUUCAUCAACCUCGCACCGAGAGCACCAAGGCGGAAAUGUGGGGCAAGAUCUCCAACUUGCGGAUGGAGCAAAAGGAGACGAUUCCCGAGUACUUGGAGCGCGCGGAGAUUCUACUCAACGAUGCCGACGUCAUCGAAGUCACCGUUCCCGAGGAGCUCUUCAUCACGAUUCUCCUCGCGGGGCUUUCAUCGGAAUGGAUUCAAAUGCGGAGCACAAUACAAGCUUUUCCCGAGAAGCAAAAGACGCGCGACUUCAUCUUCAACACCCUAAUCAACGAGCAUCAAACACGCGAGCUUGCUAAGUCAAAGGAGGAGAACAACAAACCGGCAUGUUUUGCCAUGACUUCAUCCGCGCCCACAUCGACGUUCGAUCCCGACUAUUGGUACCUCGAUAGUGGGUGCGACCAACACAUGACUCCUAACUCCUCCCUCUUACAUUCUCUCACCACCACAGGAGUAAAGUCCGUCACCGUCGCCAACAAGGAGUCAACUCCCACCGCGGGAGAAGGAAUUCUCACCUUUCUCAACCCCACCGGCAAGCCGGUUUCCAUCUCAGGUGUCCUCCUCGUUCCCAACCUUGGAGCCAACCUAUUGUCGGUUGGACAACUCGAGGAGAAAGACUGCAUCUUUUCCUUCGAAAGUGGUACCGUGCAGAUACGCUACCAGGGACUCCUCAUUGCACGUGGCGAGCGAGUUGGUCGCCUCUACCGCCUCAAGCUCGACGUGAACCCAGAGACUCACCACAACACCCGCAGUGGAGCCCUCUCCAAGUGCACCUGCUGGAGAUACCACACCAUCUCCACCUAUACCUGA
Closterium sp. NIES-65 is the source of this 1275-nucleotide messenger RNA. The record is from the annotation of a GenBank genome assembly. NCBI's taxonomy places the organism in Eukaryota, Viridiplantae, Streptophyta, Zygnematophyceae, Desmidiales, Closteriaceae.